Molecule: messenger RNA, 1419 nt
Organism: Williopsis jadinii
Lineage: Eukaryota; Fungi; Ascomycota; Saccharomycetes; Phaffomycetales; Wickerhamomycetaceae
Product: ammonium transporter
Exons: 2
Coding region: 1-1419 (472 amino acids)
Biological process (GO): ammonium transmembrane transport
Cellular component (GO): plasma membrane
Molecular function (GO): ammonium channel activity
Source: RefSeq, a predicted model, not a curated record
AUGUCUGCUGUAGUAGACUUCGAAAGCAAGGUGAGCACCCUGUCUCCAGCUGACAUGGCCUAUGUGGCCUGUGCAACUGUUGGUAUUGUUGCUAUCACCCCAGGUAUCGCCCUCUUCUACGGUGGUUCCAUGCGUGGUAAAAACUUCAUGACGUUGAUCAUCCAAUCCUAUCUGACCACUGCAGUCAUCACUGCACAGUGGUUCUUCUUUGGGUUCUCUCUUGCUUGCUCUGAAACGUCCAGUUCUUCCAUAUACGGUAACUUUAGAUAUGGUGCUUUGUCUAACGUUGAUGCAGGUCCUCUGUACGAAGGUGGUACCAUCCCUGCUAUCCAAACUUUCUGCUUCACGAUAUUCUUUGCUGUGUGUACAGUACAAAUUUUCCUCGGUGCCAUUGGUGAGAGAGGUAGAUUGCUUCCAUCCUUGGUGCUUGCGUUCCUUUGGGCUACACUUUGUUACUGUCCAUUUGCUUACUGGGUCUGGGAUCCAAACGGAUGGUUAUAUAGCUUGGGUGAUUUGGACUUUGCAGGUGGUGGUCCAGUCCAUAUCUCCUCUGGUGUCGCAUCCUUGUGUUACUCUUGGUUCCUUGGUCCAAGACAAGGCUGGAAAGAGAAAACAUUGAAAUACAAACCAUACUCUCCUGUUAUGACGUUUGUUGGUUCUUUACUCAUUUAUUUCCCUUGGUUGUUCUUCAACUCUGGUACUAUGACCACAAUUAGCACUCCAAGAACUUUAUUCAUCAUGGCCAACACACAAAUCGCUGCUUCCUUUGGUAUGAUUACCUUCACCUUUUACGAGUACUGUAUCACAAAGAAAUGGUCUAUUCAAGCCGCUGCUGAAGGUUUAAUUGUUGGAUUGGUGUUUGUCACCCCAGCAUGUGGUUACCUUGAGCCUUGGGCUUGUGUCAUUGGUUCCAUCUUCACUGCUUUGGUCUGUCGUGCAACAUACAGCAUCAACGAAUGGAUUGGUAUUGAUGACACUACAAGAUCUUUCAAUGUUCAUGGUAUUGGUGGUAUUGUUGGUGGUAUUGUUGUCGGUGUUUUUGCAUCUCCAAGAAUUGCCGCCAUGGAUGGUGCUACCGACAUUGCAGGUGGUUGGAUUUUCCAUCACUGGAAGCAGAUGGGUUACCAAUUAGCUGCUAUCUGUGCAAUCGUUGGCUGGACCGUCGUGGGCACAAUUGCACUUUGUUACAUUAUAAACUACAUCCCAGGCUUGAAAAUGAGAGUUGAAGAAGAUGCUGAAGACAUGGGUCUUGACUUUUACGAGAUGGCUGAACGUUGCGACCCUUACAUUGAGUACCUACACGGGAAGGAAGAGGAGUUUCAAUAUCAGAUUUACGAAGGCCAGAGUCAUUCUUCCAGUCACGUAAACGAGCAACAAACCAGUUAUGACUCCAAAGUUCCACCAGCCGAGUCUGCUUGA